This is a messenger RNA of Marchantia polymorpha subsp. ruderalis, 11444 nucleotides long. The record is from the annotation of a GenBank genome assembly. Lineage: Eukaryota; Viridiplantae; Streptophyta; Marchantiopsida; Marchantiales; Marchantiaceae.
UGUACCACAUCCUCUGCCUCCAAUUCUCUCCUCCUUCGGAUCUGGUAGGACCUCCUGCCGCUUGACUCGAAUCGGUUGUUCACAUGCUCGGGCAUUCUUCAGGCAUUGAGAUCAAAGCUGGAUUGAUUAGCAGGACAAGUGAGGGGCAAUCGUUGAGGAUCACCCGAGACUCGAAGGAGGCAACUCGUCACUCAUCUUUGUAGACAUGAUAUCGAUCCUGUACCGAUCUCGUGUCCUAGUAAGAGGCGAUUGCAGGUCUGAGUGUUCUAGAUUAGUGCCAUUGCACUUUGACCCGAGACAUGAGCAGAUCAACUGAGCUGAAUCUCGAUAAUCAAAGGUCAUUUGCAACCCUGAAUCACUUGCUGGCAUGAAAAGUAUCGAGGUCAAAAUCAGACCAUUGUCUAGUAAUAUUGACCUGUUGCCUCACAAAGCUGUGAAGUUUUAAUCACGAUAAAUGGAAGUACUGAGGGCUCGGCCUGGUCGCGAAUCUGCUAGCCUUAUCUCACUAAUUCAAAUCUGAUUUAAUGGAGAGGGUUGACAGCUUUGAGCCGGGAUUGAAAAUUCCAUACAGCUUGGUCAAACUUUCAACCUUGGAGCCUUCCAUCAGAUAAGCCUUCUCGCAACAGUUUACAACACGAAUCGAUGCGAUUUGAGUUUCGCCUCAAGCAAAUGCUUCGCUCGGACUGAAUCUAUUUGGACUCAACUGGAGCAAGAAAGGGAGACUGCACGUGGAGCACUGAUUUGGUAGGGGUGUGAUGAAUAGACGGACGAAUAUGCCAACUGCUGGCCAGAUAUUAAGGCGAGGAUUCCAGAUCUAGAAGAAUUUCAUGAUUAAAUAUCAGGGGAACACCAUAUGAGAUACCAAGUUUAUCUACAGUUAGUAGAUAUCAGAAAAAGGAUUUGCCACUGCAGAACACAAUGUUGACCUGAUGAGAUAUACUACGAUUGCAAAAUCUUUCUGAGCUUUUCCAGUCUUUGAAUUCACGUUUCGCUUCUUCAUCUGGCAUUGGGUCCAGUUUUACAAACUUGCCUGGGGUAACAUCAUCUGAGUCCUCACAAUGAAAAUAAAAUUGUGCCACACUAAGAUAAACAUUUAUAAACACAAGCGUUCUCUUGCGUGCACCCUUUCCUCUGCUUGUACAGAUUUGACUACAGAGAUAAAAAAUAAGUGGUGGCUGCGUCGGUUCAGAAACACAAAGGUCGCUCUGAUCAUGGAUGGCCCCAGAAGUGGUAUUGUAGCAGAAGGAAGUCCGAACAGAAAGUGUCCGAAUGAAGAUCUUGCUAAUCUCGAGUGCUUCAAAUAUCUCGAAUCACAUGAACUCCAUGUUCUGGCUUUCAAUUUAUAUCAGAGAGAGAAGGAGAAUACACGAAGUUUCAGAAGAUCAGAGGCAGAGGCUUUGCAGGAUGACAACGUCAGAAAACUGCAUGCUCUGAUUUCGUUGAAAACAUGAAGUUCUUGCAGAUACGAUCCAGUGUGAUGAAAUUCGUAGACUUUGAAUUCACCUUCCGAAGAAGAUUAUGAAUUCAAAGAGCGGAAUUAGGUUGACAUUGGUAUGUCUCUUACAGUCUCUUAUUUUACAGGUCCUCGUUCCGUCGUCCAUAUUACGUUUGGCAUUACUGCACCUGAAGCGACGUGACCUUUCAAAGUAUGAGUAUCGAUGUGCAGCAACUUUCUUUAUUCCUGAGAACCAGAAGAAACUCAACUCCUGUUAUGGAACAGGCUGCUCAAGCUCAAACUCAGAGCUUGUAGCGAGCUGCAGACAGAACUCGAAGUAUCAGUCCAAGCCAAUCCACAUCUCGUCUUGUAAGAGGACCAGGCACAACGGAAAUUUCAUUUUCAUUGCAUGCUCAGGCAGAACUGCGAAAUGAUAAGAAUGGUGUGGCUCUACUACGUCCCAAGCUGAACGAGGGAUUCAUACAAAAUUCAAUGGAGGAACAAAGUGUAGGUAAUCCGUGCGCUACACUAGAUUCGACAGAAGGAGAAAAUGUUGAUUCCGGUUCGCUCUGAAUCCCCUGUCACCAAUGCAUCGAGAUUUUCAGGUUCAGUCUACUUCUGGAGGCCUCAUCAUCAUGUAGCCUGCAGAUUCCAGCAGAUGUGUAGGCGGCUAAAGGAUGGGCAAAGUGCUCAAACUGGUAUUUCAGGAAGUUAUUGACACCUACCAUAAGUUGUCGGCUUUCGUAAAAAUCAAGGGGAAGCACAUAGUUGACUUUCUGGAGAUUCGCUUCAUGGAUGUACAAAAUCCUUCGGAGAACCGCAUUUGUAUGUUAGGGCCGUAACUACAAUGGACUAGAAAUGUUUAAAGAAGCUGGAAACUAGUCUGUCAAGCAUCCGAGAAGCACGAGUACAAUGGUCGCAAGAGGCACGAAUCGUAGGCCGAGAAGAAGCUGUUUCAAGUCUCUGGAGCGAAAGCUUUCGUUCCAGUAGCUGCUUCAUUUCAUCGUCUGAGAAGUGACGAGUGCAUGAAAAGAACCGCACAACAAAACCGAAAUCAGAUUCACGAUGGCAGGGAGGGGGGGUCAGGGCAAGCCAUGGCCAGGGCAAAGGCCAGAGCCGUCUGAUUCGGAUUCGGAGACGGAGACGGAAUCGGAUGCUGACGAAGGGCAGGAUGGAGCUCAGCCGAGGCGUCUGCCACCGCCGCCAAACAUUCGUUUUCCAACUGUCAGACCCAGCACCGUCGGCGCAGUUCUGCUGGGAAGGUCUAGGAGUACAUCGCAGACUCCAACCAGGAGAGAUCGCAGCAGGUCGCCGAGCCGCGCUGAAGCUGCUGCUGCUGCUGCUGCUGCUCCGCCCGCUGCUCCGUCCGCUCGAGCAUCGGGAUCUAGAGGUGCAUCACCAAUUAAGACCAGGCUUAGGAGCGCACGUCCGAGGCCGGAUGGAGCAGCGGCACCAGCAGCUGCAGAUUCUGCUGUUGCCAGCGGACAGCAGCAAACGGACUCGACAAGGACUGCUCGAGCGUCGGGAUCUAGAGGUCCAUCACCAAUUAAAUUCAGGCUUAGGAGCGCACGUCCGAGGCCGGAUGGAGCAGCGGCACCAGCAGCUGCAGAUUCUGCUGUUGCCAGCGGACAGCAGCAAACGGACUCGACAAGGACUGCUCGAGCGUCGGGAUCUAGAGGUCCAUCACCAAUUAAGAUCAGGCUUAGGAGCGCACGUCCGAGGCCGGAUGGAGCAGCGGCACCAGCAGCUGCAGAUUCUGCUGUUGCCAGCGGACAGCAGCAAACGGACUCGACAAGGACUGCUCGAGCGUCGGGAUCUAGAGGUCCAUCACCAAUUCCGACCAGGCCUAGGAGCGCACGUAAGUUGUCUGAAGAGUCGCGAGCAGCAGCAGCAGCUCCAGCUCCAGCUGGUGCCAGCAGUCAACAGCAAUCGGCCGCUGGAGCCCCGGCUGCUGAGUCUGUCCAAGGAUCAGGGGCUGGAAGUACAUCACGUCCUCAGAGCAGGGUUAAGAACAGACCUCCGAAAUCGGAUCCACCAGCAGCACCAGCUCCUGCUGAUGGCAGCACUCAACAGCCAAGAUAUCAAACCAGAUCUCAAGCAAGAGCCCGAGAUCAGACUCCGGCUCGAGGCACAGCAGCAUCUGGUCCAUCUUCUAAGCGGGACCCGCCGGCAUCGUCUGGACGGGUAUCGACAGCUCCAUCCACCCAAAGAGCAGCUCCAGCUCCAGCUCCAGCUCCCGUGCAAUCUCAGCAAGCGAGAGGAAGACAGCCCAAGUCGCCGGCACGAGGCGGAAGUCCUGGACAAAGUUCAUCACCGAAGUCUGCAGUGGCUGUUCCAAGAGGCGGCAGUCCGAAAGGAGGAGCAGCAGCAGCAGCAGCGGAUGGGGAGGAUACUGAUAUGUUGAAUUUUGGCUCGGCGGAUCUAGAAGAAAAUCUUCCACAAGAUGCUCUGUAUUUCCUUCCUUCCCUCGACCAUCUUCCACUCUUCGUGAGUGAAGAGCCGCCGCCUUUCCAGGAUUUCCGAUUAACCGCACAAGAUGUGGCAAUAGCGCUGGACGGUGCUCUGAUUCAGAACCGGGUCAAGGGCACGCCAGCGGCAUCGCCGCGGCCCGACGGAGUGCCGGCGAGAGCGACGUGGUUGGAUUCAGUUCUGACCCAUGCUCAGACACAGGCAGCGUUGAGCCCACAGCCCGUGGCUCCGCAAAUCAUGUCACCGCCUCGAGCCGGUGGAGGUGCCGACGGUGCGCCAGUCCUGCCGAUUGGAUUACAGCCCAUGCCUCUGCAAGUGAGGUCACCUGACGGUACCAUUGUUACGCCAUCCAUGGCCGGAUCGCCUAGCCGGGUGAGCUCCCCCCUGGCGAGUACAGCCGCGGGCUCGCACGGUACAUCCAAUUUUCCAUCCCCGGGCGGAUUGCCUAGCCGGGUGAGCUCACCCCCGGCGAGUACAGCCGGGGGCUCGCACGGUACAUCAAAUUUUCCAUCCCCGGGCGGAUCACCUGGCCGGGUGAGCUCGCCCCCGGCGAGUACAGCCGGGGGCUCGCCCGGUAUAUUAAAGUUUCCAUCCCCGGGCGGAUCGCCUAGCCGGGUGAGCUCGCCCCCGGCGAGUACAGCCGGGGGCUCGCCCGGUAUAUUAAAGUUUCCAUCCCCGGUCGGAUCGCCUGGCCCGGUGAGCACCCCCCUGGCGAUUACAGCCGGGGGCGCGGACGAUGUCGCUGACAUGGACGAGGAUUUUGACGAGGAGUUCAAGUUGUCGGAGAAGGACUUGACUGAUGCUCUGUCAUAUGCUGACGACCUGGACAAUCUGGAUCCGCUGAUCAUGCAUGCCCUUCGUCAAGCAGGCCAUCCCGCUCCUGGAAGUCCGGGGUGGGAGGAGUUUCUGAAGAGCCGAGGACUGCAGCGAAAAGCUCGAAAGCCUGAUACUUGGCAAGCGCAAGAUGCUGUUGCUCUUGCAUCUGGCGAUGCCGGAGGCACUGCCCUUCCGGCAUCGACUGACGGACGAGCUCUCGAUUCUGGCGAUGCCGGAGGCGAUGACGCGCAAGCUAUGACUGUCGUAGCAGGUCCCGCAUCUGGCGAUGGUGCAUUGACCGUCGAAGGAGCUCUGGGUUUUCGGACUCCGUAUCAUCACGUCGGGGCCGAUCGGCCUCCGGGCUUGCAUCCAACCGAAGCCCAUAUGGUUCAGAUGAUUGACUGGAUGCGGUACCUCGUGGCGAUGCAGCGACAGCCGCAGCAUUUUCUCCACGCAGAGAACGGGUUGAGGUUGGGCCGAAUCGUCCAAGCGUUCAAUCGGUCGUGGAUGUACUCCGUCGACAGGCUGCAGCUGAUCCCUGCGGACUCGGAUCUAGACAGAGCGCGUCGUCUGCGCAGGACGGUGCGGUACGAGAUGAACGGGAUCCAGGACGAGUACCGCGAGGGAUUGGUCGACGAGUACGAGCAGGAGAUGAGUGGAUGGAUCUCUUACCUGCGCCAGCUGCGGCGCAGCAAUCUGCAGUACUCGAACGAAGAGAGCCGCGUAUCGUUCGCGGCUGUGGCCGAAGCCUUUAACGAAGAAUUCGACCAGACCGUGCGCGCUCUGCUCGGGGAGGAGGACGCGGAGAAUAUAUUGAAUGUGCAGGGCGGCACAGCCGAUCUCGAUCUCAGCCCCCCGCGAGCCGAUCCGGCUCGGAGCCCCCUCCGUACUCACCUUAUGGAAUCGUUGCUAGCUGCGGCAUCCCCACCCAAGGGCCAUCUUAGCCCGAAGCUUGCAUCCCCACCGCCGACAGUGGAAGCGCAAGACUCUCGACCGGGAUCCGCCAAACGGAAGAGGGGGCCGAGCCUGGAAAGCGAGUCCGACAAGCCCGCCGCUAAAGUGCCAGCGCAGGGAAGCCCGGGAGGAGGAGAUGGUCCACUUCCCGGUAGUCCCGGUGGAAGUCGAGUGGCUAGUCCCGCUGGAAGUCCUGGAGGAGGAGGUAGUCCUGUUCGAGGGGCUAGUCCGGCUCGAGGGGCUAGUCCCGAUGGAGGCAGCCCACUUCGAGUGGCUAGUCCGGUGACAAGUCCUGUAGGAGGAGCUACUCCUGUUCGAGGGGCUAGUCCCGUUGGAAGUACUGGAGGAGGAGGUAGUCCUGUUCGAGGGGCGAGUCCCGAUGGAGGUAGUCCACUUCGACCGGCUAGUCCGGUUCAAAGUCCUGUAGGAGGAGCUAGUCCUCUUCGAGUGGCAAGUCCCGUGGGAAGUCCAGGUGGAGUCCCCGGGGGAGUUAGUCCACCUCGAGGGGCGAGUCCAGUGGGAAUUCCUGCAGGAGCAGCUAGUCCCGGUCCCGGAGGAGGAAGUCCUGUUCGAGGGGCUAGUCCCGAUGGAGGUAGUCCACUUCGACCGGCUAGUCCGGUUCAAGGUCCUGUAGGAGGAGCUAGUCCUCUUCGAGUGGCAAGUCCUGUAGGAAGUCCAGGUGGAGUCCCCGGGGGAGUUAGUCCACCUCGAGGGGCGAGUCCGGUGGGAAUUCCUGCGGGAGCAGCUAGUCCCGGUCCCGGUGGAAGUCCAGGUGGAAGUAGCCCACUCAGUUGGGCUAGUCCGUUUGUAGGCCGUCGAGGAAUUCCUGCGGGAGCAGCUAGUCCCGGUCCCGGUGGAAGUCCAGGUGGAAGUAGCCCACUCAGUUGGGCUAGUCCGUUUGUAGGCCGUGGAGGAGGGGCUAGUUCCGGUCCCGGGGGAAGUCCGGGUGGAGGUUCCGGAGGAUCUAGUCAUCCGGGUGCAGGUCCUGCAGGAGGUGGUAGUCCUGGAGCGCCUAAUCCCGACGGAGGAGGGGGAGGGGGAGGAGGUAGUCCUCCUCCAGCGGGGAGUCCUGGAGCGCCCUCGAGUCCAGGGAGUUCAGGGGAUGAAGUUUACGAUGAAGACGCAUUGUUCAAUGGCUUGAUGCUGCACAUGAAGAUGGACGAAUGGACGAGGUAUCUGUGCAUUAUGCGGCAUCGACCUCAGCGGCUGUCGCAAGAGGAGACUGCCACGACGCUGGCCAAUCUUCUGAACCUCGUGCACACGAAACUCUCUCCCAUCGCAGCGACAUUGGUCAGGUAUUUCCCCACUGUGAACCCGGAGGUAGAUAUGGGAACGGUUGCCCUUCUGCCGUCGUUAAUCAGCCACCGGAAUCACAUCAUACGAGCUGCACUGUUGUCUGCUGGAUUCCAGCAAGGCAUCUCCGUAGCUGCCUUGGAGGCUAUAGACCAGAAUACUAUCUCCGCGUGGACUCAGGAGAUCGAUUCCGUCGCAGACCCCUUCCCUGCCAUCGAUUCUAAAAACCAACAGAGGUUCGUCAUUACGUACCAUGGUUUUUACGACGAAAUAGCCGAUGUCGUAGAUCAAAUUCUUGGUGGCAGGGGAGAGUUUCUCAAAGAAGCGGAACCCAUUCGGAGGGAGAUAUUUCAGACCCCCCAGCUGCACGACCAGGUGGACUUACCAGAGCUUCUUCAAGUAGGUGGGGAUCAUCCCGUACUCAAUGACGAGUGGCAAGCCCCUCUAACUACGAAACAUAUAACGACGCGUAGGGUUGGAAAUUUCCCGAGCCUCCCUGACACUUACAUUGUAGCAGAUGUCGAUCCUAGUGACGUAUCACAUCCUGCAUGCGAAAGCCAAGUCGAGCCGCUGUACCGACAAAGAGCUAUAGUGAACUUGUUCGAUGUUAAUGCCGAUCGUUUCGCUCUAGCCAAGACUUCAGACAAUCUCAGGGACAUACACGGGGGUAGGCUUACGAAGAAUAUCGCUGUCCCACAAGCAAUAUCUGCCCAAGCUCUGACCGAUGAAGCUCAAUACCAUGUUUGGGCUCUGAAAGAGUUGAAGAGAUUGCAACUGGAGGUUUGUCUCUCCGUGAUGGGCACCCCCAAAUACACCCACAUGCCAACCAGCUUGCAAAAUGAUGUGCGGUUCUACAUCAUCGCUUAUCAUAAAUUCAUUCGAGGCCUUGUGGAUCACUGCGAUCAUGAAUGCUCUCGAGUGCUAGAGCCUCAACAGUGCUGCUAUAACCGAAAACUUGCACCUUUGAACGCCAUCAUGGAUCGCGAAAAGCUGCACAAAAAAACGAUGCACAAAUUCGUAAUCGACAUCACAAACGUAGUAACAAAAUGGUUGAACAAAACGGGGUCUCACUGUGUUAAAUUACCAUUCCACGUUAUGGAAAAAAUAAGAAAAUGGAAUCGAGAUCACCAAGGAAAACCUUAUCCUAAAGGAGACGAGUGGGGGCCACUUGUGGCUUCCACAGGAAUGCAAAACAAUCAGUUGAAAUGGAUCUUCAGACGUCUUCGCUUAGAGACCGUCGCUGAGAGAGGGUUGGAACGAGCUAGAGAGUUGGUAAUAGUCCAAGAGCUGGAUGCGAUUGGACAAGCGCCCAAAGACCAGCCACUUAAGCCAGCGGUUGAGGCAUUUCUAACAGGUUGGAUGGAAGCUCAUCGCGAGUAUCCCUACCCAAUACGGUCAGAAAAGGAAACUUUAAGGAAAUAUGCCAGACUGACUUCGAGAAGGAUCCAAACGUGGUUGUCAGAUUAUCGUAGGAAACAUGAUCUCGCCGGUACGUGGAUAAUGAGAGACGCUAAUUUGCUAGAAAGGCAAGGGAAUGGAAGAGGCAUGGAUCCAAGAUAUGGAAAGGUGGGUGCUCCGAUUGCAGAUCCUCACAUAGAUUGGGACCGAGAUGACUCGAGUACCAGUGAGGAUGAUUCCGGGUCGCCUCGUGAUCCAGCAGCAGGAGGUGGAGCAGGAGGAGAUGCAGGAGGAAUAGCAGCAGCAGCGGCAGGAGGUGGAGCAGGAGGAAUAGCAGCGGCGGCGGCGGCAGGAGGUGGAGCAGGAGGAAUAGCAGCAGCGGCGGCGGCGGCAGGAGGAGAAGCAGGAGGAGGUGGAGAAGAUUAUGCUGAUAAUAUGCUGAUAGAUGUCGAUGACAACGAGCGCCCAUUCCCCCAGGCUGAACAGUACGGGGUCACCACCACCAUCGAUCCUGCUACUUUACAAGAAGCUUUCAGUAACGCAAUGCAAGAAGUACCUAUGGUAAUUGAUGGAGGUGACGCUGCUGGUCUUCCGGUUAUCGACAAGGCGGCAGACGCAGAUCUGGGCUUAGGACCUGCGAUUCACGAGGCCAUCGAGAAAGCAGCGCAAGAGCGACCGAUCGGAGAUCAACCUCGGAGGGACAACGAUUACGAGGCGUAUGCACAGGCAAAUCUGCCUGGCGAGACUUUCGUGAUUCUCGACGGACAAUUUGUUCCUGCGGUCGGCGAGAAUGCACCCGAAGACGGCCGAGAGGUCGUACUGUCGAACGUCGGUGCUGGAGGAGGAGGUGGAGCAGAUGCGCAGGCCGCCAUCGUUGCCGAUCCAGGCCGUGCGCCAGAUCCCAUCCUUCCUGGUGUGGACCCGCAUGCACAGCCCCAGCCAGGCCCCAUCGUCGUCCAGCUCGUGCGGAGCCCGCUGCUGCAAGCCCGCCAUGAGAUCCAACAAAUGGACGCCCAGGGCCAGCUCCCGGCCGCCAUCGCCGACGAGGCCUUGGCUAAUCUCCAAAACCAGGAAGCCGAGCCUCCCCCGCCAUCGCCCCAGCAGCCGGUCAUACUCGACCCCAUCCUCCAAGCUGCCCCACCGGCUGCUGGCCAUCCCCAGCCCCAUGCCGGUUCUCCUCCACCGGAUGGUGGCCAUCCCCAGCCCCAUGCCGGUUCUCCUCCACCGGAUGGUGGCCAUCCCCAGCCCCAUGCCGGUUCUCCUCCACCGGCUGCUGGCCAUCCCCAGCCCCAUGCCGGUUCUCCUCCACCGGCUGCUGGCUAUCCCCAGCCCCAUGCCGGUUCUCCUCCACCGGCUGCUGGUUCUCCUCCACCGGCUGCUGGCCAUCCCCAGCCCCAUGCCGGUUCUCCUCCACCGGCUGCUGGCCAUCCCCAGCCCCAUGCCGGUUCUCCUCCUCCGGCUGCUGGCCAUCCCCAGCCCCAUGCCGGUUCUCCUCCACCGGCUGCUGGCCAUCCCCAGCCCCAUGCCGGUUCUCCUCCACCGGCUGCUGGCCAUCCCCAGCCCCCCGCCGGUGCACCUCAAGCCCAGGCGGGCCCCGCUCCCGCACGUCAAGUCGACGACCGUCUGCCAGACCAGGGUCCCUUCGAUAUGGAACGUCGGCGGAGGUUGCGAAUGGAGUGUUGGGAACCCAAUGCACGGAUGGCAACGGACCUCAUGUUUCGAGCCUCUGAAAUGAUCAAGGCCUGCGUGUCCAAGGUUAAUGCCCAAACGAUACUGGCCGCACGUACAGGCACCAUCACGAGACUUGUCCUAAGUCACCAGGGCUUCGCGAAGAGUCAGCCUGUACAUACUUGGGACGAUUGCGUGCCCGGCCCUGUAAACGAGUGCUGCUACUCACUGCGAUACGGAGAGAUAGAUAACAUCGUGGGGGAGCAACAACGCUUGGCUGCCAGUCUGUUUAUGUUCGAUGUGGAAGUUUUCAGGUUGGUGGGGAUAGCAUCCAAUAUACAGAAAGGGAAAUGUAAUCGAGUGAUGAGACUAAAUAUGCCAGGAUGGGUCGUCAGGUGGAUGGACGAGUGGUGCGCGGCAAACGUUGCAGUACACCCCCUUACAGGAAAACAAAUGUUGGCAGCAAUUGAAGCUGAAAUUGGACUGACCUAUGUACAUGCAAUUUCAUUUAUCUACAAGUGGAAGGCGGAAUGCCUGAAUGUUAAGGUUAUUCCGGCUAUCACUAUGGGACAAAUGGAAGAGGCUCAGCGAACUUACAUGAGAAAUUGGUUUGAAGAGCAUGUACAACUUCCUCACCCGACCAAUGCGGAGCUUGAUGUCAUGUGUCGAGAAACGGGUUUAUCAGCCAUAAAGGUAUUAAGAUGGUUGGACAAUUACAGAUUAACAAACAAUUUUAGAAUGACUGGCAUCGAUGGUCAUGGACGGUCUAUGUUUAGACCUAUCCAGCCAGGUGAUGAAGCAGCAAUUGAGAGAAUUACGAAAAGGUUAUUGCUCAUUCGAUAAUCAACACGAAGAUCUAGGGUGUGCACAAAUGCCAUCAUCGACUGAUACCGAAGUAGUCGUAAGAGAUAAACACUAAAGUGGAUGGCAUGGGACAAAUCUGAGAAAAUCCACUAAGAACUGUGAAUCGGGUGGUAUCGGCCUUUUCAACAACGGUUUUCAUGGCAUCUUGACGCUGACUGUACAAUGUGAGUACUAGCUUGUCAUGAAGUACAUGCCGCAUUGUCGAACCCAAAUCCAGAGGAUGAUUAUGCACCAUAGAACUACGCAAUUCUUACAUGCAGAUAGCCUCUAGUGCAAAGUGAAGACAAUUUGGGACGUGACACUGUCAACAAAGUGUAAUCGUUCCAAAUUGCAAUAAAUUUUAUAAGUUAAACAACCCUUCAUCUGAAUACAGAAAAUGACAAAUUGCAAGGGUUCAGUGCAGUACGAUUAUUGUUUGUAUGUGAUAUUAUGGUUCAUGGCAGCCGGAAACCGUCACCUCAAUAUCUUGAGGUAAGGCGAACCUUCAACAAACUGCUCCAUUAAAAACAAUGUAUUACAUGUGCGUGAAAACGUGGCAAGGUGAAGA